Molecule: messenger RNA, 1338 nt
Organism: Cladophialophora yegresii CBS 114405
Lineage: Eukaryota; Fungi; Ascomycota; Eurotiomycetes; Chaetothyriales; Herpotrichiellaceae
Exons: 2
Coding region: 1-1338 (445 amino acids)
Biological process (GO): proteolysis
Molecular function (GO): aspartic-type endopeptidase activity
Source: RefSeq, a predicted model, not a curated record
AUGCUUAGCAUUCAUUCCAUUUUCCUGGUCGUUCUUUUUCUCGCAACAGUCUUCGCCUCGCCAGUCAGGUUAAAACAAAAGCGUUCAUUUAAAGUCCCUCGUAUACAGCAGCACAAUUACGUCCCUAACGGCAAAGCGGCCUACCGCAGAGCCCUCGUCAAGUUUGGACUUGGCGACAUUCAAUUUUUGCCCGAUGGGGAGGUAGCCACGCGGAUCGCGGCAGCGACUGAAGCUCAGAUCAAUGGAGACGGCGAGGACGGCGAGACGACUGCCUCACCCACCCAAAACGAUGCUCAAUUUCUGUCGCCGGUUAAUGUUGGAGGCCAGACCCUGAUCAUGAACUUUGACAGUGGUUCAUCGGAUACGUAUGACAGACCCCUCCCCACGCAGUUCCACAAACGCAUCACAUAUUAUAUGAGACUAACCAGGCCACCGACACACAGUUGGGUUUUCAACACCAACCUCCCCGCCUCCUCUCAGCAAGGCCACACAAUUUACGACCCCACCCAAUCAACCACCUUCUCAAACGCGCUUGAUGGCUCAACCUUCAACAUCACCUAUGGCGAUGGCUCUUCGGCAUCCGGUCCCGUGGGCGUUGAUGAACUCGACAUCGGUGGCGCCACCGUUGCCGCCCAGGCAAUCGGUCUCCCAGACACCGUGGCCGACAGCUUCGUGACGGACUCUGCGUCGAAUGGACUUGUCGGUCUCGCAUUCUCCCAGCUGAACACCAUCGAGCCUCAACAGCAGAAGACUUUCUUCGACAAUAUCCUCCCCGACCUGACCUUGCCCGUGUUCACGGCGCAACUCAAGUCCGGCGAAGUUGGGUCCUACGAAUUCGGCAACAUCGAUCAAACAGCAUUUACUGGCCAGCUGACCACCACACCCGUCGACUCCUCACGCGGCUUCUGGGAAGUCGAUUCUGCAAGCUUUGCCGUCCAAGGCGUCCAGGAGACAGGCCAAAUUGCCAAUGGCAAGGCCAUCGUCGACACGGGCACCUCGCUCAUGCUGGUGCCUGACGAGAUGUUGGUGGCAUACUGGAAUACUGUCGACGGGGCGCAGCUGAGCCAGGAUGCCGGCGGGGUUAUCUUCCCCUGCGACACUGCGUUGCCAGAUCUGCAGGUUGCCAUCGGGGACAGCUACAUGGCCACCAUUUCCGGCGAUGGGAUGAACUUUGCAAACGUCGGCAGGGACACUCAGACGGGACAGCAGUUCUGCUUCGGUGGCCUGCAAUCCAACCAGGGCAUCCCCUUUGCCAUCUACGGCGACGUCUUCUUCAAGUCUCAGUUCGUCGUCUUUGACGGGUCCGGACCCUCAAUCAGCAUCGCACCCCAUUCUUAG